CCCGGAGUGCUGCUCUUCGGCUUAUGAAGAGGAUUUUGUCAGAAUGUGGAAACGAGCAGUUUGGUUGGAGGGUAAGAAAGAAGAAGAGGGUGUGGUGCCAUCCAGCUGGGUAUUAGAAGAGAACCAAACCUUGUUUUGGCCACAAGGAGUUAAUGCUGAGAAUGCCCUUCAUAAUCAGCAAGAACCAGACCCUGCAUCAUGGAGAAAGUUUAUGUUGAAAAAAGUGAAGAUCACUUCUGAUAGUUUUCAAGAAUGCGAUACCUACCAUCUGACAUCUACGGUGGAGAGUUCUGAGAGCAACAGUGAUCCUGAUGAAGGUCUACUCAUGAGAAAAAGGAGAAAACGUUGUAAGAAAAAUCUGCCUGAUGACUUUGUCAGCAGUGAAAACUUACAUGAAGCUGUCCACAUGAAGCCAGCCUCACAGAAGCCACAGGUCACAACCUCUCAAGAUAAGGUAGCUUCUGACCCUUGUAAUGACCCUUGUAAUGACAAUCAAAAGAAUCACAAAGGUAGCCAGGAAGAUGCUGAAUCCAGCUUCCUUCUAACUAAAUUUCAGAAGCGAGUGUUACAACUUCUGCUGGACAUCAGGAAAACUGUUUCGGAUACGAGCACAUGUGGUGGUAAACCAGCUGACACAGCUUGUACUCUUACAAUCAAACGGAAUAAUUCCCUGGAAGAAGUGCAGAAUCUAGAGGAUGAAUUGGUUAAUCCCAGUUAUUUCAUGGAAGUGUGCAACCAGUACGUCCGCAUAGGUGGCUAUAAUAAGAGAGAUAUGGUCUCUAAUUUGAUGUGCAGGUUUAUGACCAAAAACCUCAUGUGUCAGUAUAACAUGCUUGGGCAGAGAGGCAAGUUGUCUUUUAGAAAAACAAAGUUAUACAAUGUGAUUCAGGAGAGCGUGCUUAAAAAGUUCUCAGAUUCAAAUGUGACAGAAAUACAAAUGAUAGUUGCAGCAAAAUUGCGUAAUGCUCCAAAAUUGAAAAAUGAAAAUUAGCUGAUGUAAAAUGGUACUUACAAUCAGUUAAGAUCUGCAAGAAUGUUAAAACAAACCAAUCUUUGUCUCAUGCAUGACCUUGGUGAAGUAAAGUAUUUUCAUACCAAGAUGAACUGCAAUAGCGCAGUGAAAAAUCUAGUCAUACCCACUGCCACCAGGAGUCUAACCCGGGUCUCUUGAGUGAGAGCCAGACAGCAAGACCACUACACCACUGUGGUGUAGGGGUCUUGCUGCCUGGCUCUCACUCAAGAGACCCGGGUUCGACUUCUGGUGGCAGUGGGUAUGACUAGAUAAAGUAUUUUCAUUUUGUAUGUUACUAAAAAAAUGCUGGUAAAUUUAUCUCAUGACUGAUUGUACACAGAUGACCUUAUAUAUUGUAACUAUGUGUACAUUUCCCUUCCUCCCCCCUCUCUCUCUCUCUUAAAGAAGCUCUUUUUCUAUCAGAAUGACAAAAUUUAUUGAUGUGUAAACAGUAUAAGGGGGGAUGUUAGAGAAGCUUAAGAAUGAAAGAACCAGGACCGCCGAGAACCGAACCUCAGACAAGCUGUUCCCGCCACCACGCUAACCUGGUCCUGGUUCUUUCAACUUGUCGUUAUGGGAUUCAAGCUUAAGAAUGGUUUUAAGAUGUGGAGAGAGACUUACUGCUGUAAAAUUUGAACCGAUUGGGAUAUUACCUCAUGAUAUUUAUGUGAGAUGAUAUUAAUGAUCUCAGAUUAUAAAAGCACACUAGUAUUAUUAACAGUGAUUUAUUUUGUAAUUUAGUAAUAGAUAUAACAUUUUAAUUUAUAAUUUUGCUUUUGCCUACCACUUAGGUUCCCAUGUAUUUUUACGUAAAUGAAAAAGUAUGGAGCUACACAAGUAUCAAUUCACAAAAUGCUUAAUUUCAUUGACAACUGUGGUCUGUAUUGUUUUAAGCAUAUUGUGUACUUGUGGCAGGCCUGGUAUUCUUUGCAUAUAUUCCCCCUGGGGCUACAUAGAUACUAGAAUGUAGCCCUCUCCAUGUCGGCUGUGUGCCGUAAGAGGCGACUGAUUCUGGCCCUGGGUGGGGAUCUCUUUUACUAGCCCAUAGCAGGUCUUUUUACCGCUUGACAUAUUUUCCCUUCUCAUUUCCCUUUGCUUUCUGUCCAUUUUCUUUUACGUUCUCUUACUUUUCCGAGUGGUGGGCUGACUCUUUGUCAGAGUGAGGGUUGGUGUCCUUUACUUCCCAUAGCCAUUUCUGUCUUUCUCUUGUUCUAUAUACCUCUACUGUUUAGGGUGACACUAGGCUGGGGAUCUGCCCAUUCUUCUCUACCUUUUAUAGUCCCACUUGUGGCACAUGCCCAGGGAUAAUGCUAGGCACAAGUGCCAUGGGAACCCAUUUAUUGAGUCGUGGCCCGGGAUGGCGGAUGGUCACCCUCACAGUUCAAGGGUGGUUUCUGCUGUUCUGGACCAUGGCAUGGGGAGGUAAUGCAUAGGAGCAGGUGUCAGGCUAUGGAUGGAUUGUGGCUAAACAAAGUUUUAAUUUUUUGUAUUACUGGGAUCAUCCAUUUAUAUAUUGCAGUUAUUCUUCAUUCAAGUCAGAUAUCUUGAAAACCUUUAUAUAUAAAAAUGCAAGCACUAACUUUUUUUUUUUUUCAUAAAAUAUGGAAAUUAUUUUGGUUUUGAUAUUUUUACAAGGAUGAAGAUUAUUAAAUUUAUGAAAAAGUGUAAGACUGAAGAAUAUAUAUAUACACACUUUCUGUA
Scylla paramamosain (green mud crab) is the source of this 2713-nucleotide messenger RNA. RefSeq lists its product as uncharacterized. The transcript has 5 exons. The record is from RefSeq and is a predicted model, not a curated record. The coding region runs from base 44 to 991 and encodes 315 amino acids. NCBI's taxonomy places the organism in Eukaryota, Metazoa, Arthropoda, Malacostraca, Decapoda, Portunidae.